This is a messenger RNA of Lagopus leucura (white-tailed ptarmigan), 4527 nucleotides long. It is a transcript of the gene CDAN1, whose product is annotated as codanin 1. Gene Ontology annotation, cellular component: nucleus. NCBI's taxonomy places the organism in Eukaryota, Metazoa, Chordata, Aves, Galliformes, Phasianidae. The record is from RefSeq and is a predicted model, not a curated record. Bases 16 to 3987 code for a protein of 1323 amino acids. Gene Ontology annotation, biological process: chromatin organization. The transcript is spliced from 28 exons.
CUGCGGCGCCCGGGAAUGGCGGCGGUUUUGGAGCUGCUGCUGAGCGAGGAGGUGGCGGUCGGCGCCGUGGUGCGGUGGCUGCGGCGCGCGCCGGGACAGCGCCCGGCUGAGGAGAAUCACAUCCAUGACAAGCUGGUAUCGUUCAGUUUGCUUCAGAAGGACUUUGUGCCUUUUCUGCUGAAUUUUUUAAGGGAGCAGACCAGCCAGAUACUGACUAAUGGACCCUCCACUCCUGCUAAAACUCCCAAUUCCAAGGCCCACAGGAGCCAAAGGACAGGACCAGAAAGGAGAGCAGGCCAUGCGACUAGCAGCCGAGUGCAGCUCUUUUCCCAAAGGACUUCGGUGACUUCCUGCACCACAGACACCAGCUUUUCCCCCGCUGCUGCAUCCAGUUGUUCCUCUUCCUAUUCUGGGUCAAACCUGUCAAGCCCUUGCAGUGACUUCCCCAGCGUGGUGUCCAGUAGCAGCCCGAGCUUUGGGUACAGCCCUGUGCUCACCCACAGCGAGAAGCGUUCGGCUCAGAAAGCCAACCUGGGGAGCUUCCUCGCUGCUGCACCAGAGGCCUUGCCAGCAAGGCGGGGCAGGAGGAAGGGCAGCAGCUCUAUCAGUGCCUCUGGACGGCAGGUUGCUCGGGACCUGGGGCGUUCCUUGGCCGAAGAGGAGGAUGGAAAGAAUGAAAGUGCAUCGUGGAGUGGAGGGAGAAGGAAGCGGAGCGAAGUGCCUCUUGUUGCUGCUAGAACCCCUCCCAGCCAGCUGAAUCUUAACAACCUAGAGGAGUUCCCGCCCAUGGGUACCGCCUCUGGCUGGACAAACAAAAGCAAGCCAUCAAGGCGAAUCAACCCAACUCCUGUGAGUGCUGAACGCCCUCUUUCAAAGCCAAAGAUGUGCUUCACUUCAACGCCUGUCAGCCAGUCUCCAGCUGCUCGAUUUUCAGCGGGAUCAAGCUCUGAGGCCUUUACCACUGUACAAGAGGGAAGCCCAACUUCUGUGAUAAGUAGCAGCCUUCAAGAGGAAAGGGAGAUGCUGAAGAAAGAACGAUGCAAGUUGCUGCACCAGACAUCUUCUCCUGCAGGGAUAUCUCCUGAUCCUGGGACUCCUACUAAGCCCACUUACACUCGCAGUGCUAGCCUUCCUGCUGAAAGCCAUCUGGUGACCUGCGCAGAUCCUGCAAAGGUUUCCUGCAAGAAACAGUUGGAGUGUCUGGCACAGCUCUACUCAUCAUGUAUAGCAGAAAACCUGGUACCAAAUAUUUUCCUGGAGGUUUUUUUUGUUCUGCAACUGCUAACAUCUAAAGGAACUUCUGCUUCAGAGGAAGAAGAGAGUGACCUUGAAGUCAAUGAAGGAAGUAAAGAUGCAUCAGGGAGGCAGCACUUUCGAAGUGUGCACAAUUGCGUGUACUUCGCUGUUCAGGUCUUGGAUUAUCAAUAUGAAAUUAUUUCCCAUUUAGAAAAGGGGACGCUGAAGUUCUUGGCAGAAAAUGAACGGAUUGCAGCUUUUUCUCCCACCCUGCAUGAGAGGCUCAAACAGGCGUAUGAAAGCAGCACUGCCAAGGUGUCUCUGCUGCUGCCAUGCUCUGUGCAAUCUGUUUCUUUCCAGCCAGAAACUGACAAUCGUUCUAACUUUCCCAGUGACAGAGCAUUUCACAUAUUUAAGAAACAAAGGGAUAUCUUUUAUGAACUGCUGCGUGAGUGGGAGGAUAACCAUGAAAAACCUGGUUGGGACUUUGAAAGAGUUCUGGGCAGCAAGAUCAGGGCCAUGAUGGCUCACCUGUCUGCAACCUGCAACCACAGCCAUUUUGCCAGGCUCUUUCAGAAGCAGCUCACCCAGAUGUGUAAAGAUCCUAUUGGUGGUGGUGUGAGCUGGGGCGACACUCCAGACCAGGAUGUCCUUAAUAUGCUGGGUCCUGAUAAUCUGAGCCGUCUGAAGAGGUUGCAGGAAAGAUUUGUUGUUCCUCAGAGCAUCAGGGGACCUUGCCCACCCCCUUCAUUCCCAGGGUGCCAGCAGUUCUUCAGGGACUUCAUCCUCAGCGCAGGAAGUUACCAGUUCAAUCAGCACCUGGUCGAUAGCCUGUGCCUGAAGAUACUUGAGCUAGAUGGCCUUACUCUGGUGGAGCAUGAGCACAGUGAUGGGGAAACAGAUAUGGAUGAACAGGAUGAAAAGAAGCGUUUCACUGUGGUACUGUUAAGCUUGAGACUCCUUGCCAAGUUCCUGGGCUUUCUUGUAUUCUUGCCGUAUCGCACUGUGGAACAACCAACUAGAGACCUGCAAGACACUGCGGUAGCAUUGAGGAACCAAACUUUGCCUGUGCUGGACAUAUUGAAGCUUCUGAGACGAUCCAUUCGGAAUCAGCGUUCUGUCCUCACUAUUCCUUGGAUUGUGGAGUUUCUUUCUCUUGUGGAUCAUAUUGCUCCUUUCCUUGAUUACUAUAGGAAGGUAUUUUGUCUUUUGCUGCAGGUAUACAGGCUAAUGGUCCUUUCUGAAGACAAAGAGAUGAGUUUCCUGAACAAACUGCUGAUCCUUGCAGUUCUGGGUUGGCUUUUUCAGGUUCCAUCGGUCCCUGAAGAAUUGUUUUUUGCCACAGAUGUCAGGCAGGAGGGAUUGGUGAUGGAUAUUGUGACAUCUGCUCAGGCUUUGGACUCUGUCCCCUUGGUGGAUCAGCAGUUACUUUAUACCUGCUGCCCCUACCUUGGAGAGCUGCGGAAACUACUUGCCUCUUUUGUGGCUGGUAGUGGAGUAAAAAAUGGUGGCUUUAUAAGGAAAAUCACUCCAACAGCUGCAGAGUCCUUGGCACCAAAGACUUCCAUUACACAACGGAAACUGCAGGUAGAGCUGGAACAGGCCUUCUUCCACAACCAGCCUCCCUCUCUGCGGAGAACAGUUGAGUUUGUGGCAGAGAGAGUGGGAUCAAACUGUGUUAAGCACAUCAAGGCGACAUUGGUAGCAGAGCUGGUUCAAAGGGCUGAAGUCAUGUUGCAGGAUAAAGUGAAGGAGGAGGAUGCUAAUCAUGAUAAGCUGCUUGAAGAGGUGUGCGCUCAUCUGUAUGAUGAAGGAGCCCAGGCACUUAUCAAAGGCAGAGAAUUUUGCAAAAAGAAAGGUCCUGAGGCGGUAAGGGUCUUAUUGCCCGAAGAAACAUCUGCAGCAGUUUUGAGCAGUGCAGAAGACAUUGCAGUGGAGCUGGCUACUGAGAAGGCCUGUGGCUGGCUUUCUGCUAACAUUGCAGCACUGAUUAAAAGAGAAGUGAAGGCAACAUUCAACAGAAUGCUGAAAGUCCCAGGACUUCCCUUGCCCAAUGAGGAUCCUGUGGAGUUGAGAAGGGACUGCUCCCCGGGCUGUCUGCACCGUGUGCCAUUUCCCUCUCAAAUAAUCAAUGAGAUUAAGGAUGUGCUCUGCAUUGCUGUGGGCCCACGAGAUGAAGGGGAAGUGAUUGAUGUUGGCUGGCUGGAGUGCUUGCUGGGUCGACUGAGUCAGACGCUUCGGUGCAGAAAGUUCAUGUGUCCCACAUCAGAACAGCAGCUGGCAAAGUGCACGGUUGAGUUGGCUUCUUUGCUGGUUUCAGGUCGUGUUCCUCUUAGUCUUGGGAUCAAGCCCCCAGAGGAGAGCUCCGAGAGGCUCCGAGUGAAGAAUAAUCCCACAUACGACCUUCUGAAACUGCUGCUUUCUGUCUGGAAGGAGGACUUUGGGACACCUGUUCCUGUGCAGCUGAUGUUCAGCAGGAAGAACAUUGGCUAUCUUGCAGAAGUGAAGCAGCAAGAGUGGGAUUUGUUCCAUUUCAUCCUUCAUGGUCUUGUAGAAUAUGAUCUAAUGCGGACCAGUGAAAUAGAGAGUUGCUUGCGUAGCCUUGAAGAGUUCCCUUGGCCCUCAGAUUUCUUAAAAGCUCUGGGCAGCAUUUCCAGUUUAUUUCUAUCGGAGCAUCUUAUGGAAGAGCCCAGGAGUAACCCCUGUGACCUGACCAGACAAUCUCUAGGUACCGUGACAGCACAAAGUUAGUGGAGAUGGACUCUCUGAGGAUAGAAAUUACUAAUGAAGAUGCAGGUGGAAUUUUUAGUGUUUCUGAAUGCACUGUGAGGUCCUUGCUGGGAAAAUAUUGCAUGUAGGAGGUCUCUAUGUGCGAAACCAGCACUGGUCUUUCUGUUUGUGGAUGUGUUGCACUGGUGACUGCUGAAGGAUUCGUAUCAGCAAAUAGAUCACCAAGUCAGAAGUUCUUUAAGCACCUUGAUCAUUGCUCAGAGCAGCUGUUUUUUCAGACUCAUGAACACUUUUGUGUUUGUACAGUAACAGACUGUGGUCAAACCAGGAAUCAAGUUGAAUGGACAAGUCUCUCUGUGAAGCAGGGGGAUUGCUUCCUGGUGACUGGCUCAUCUCUGAACUUAAUGCGGUUUCUUGCCAGGGGAGGGAAAAGGUAACCUGUUCUGCAAGAUGAGCCCGUAUUUAUUUUUCACUGUGAGCUCAAUUUCGAAUAUUUGAUUUUAAUGUUUUUAAGACUCAUUUUAGAAGUUAAAACAUAUUAAAUAUAUAUACACCAGAAAA